Phalacrocorax carbo (great cormorant) is the source of this 4089-nucleotide messenger RNA. The record is from RefSeq and is a predicted model, not a curated record. NCBI's taxonomy places the organism in Eukaryota, Metazoa, Chordata, Aves, Suliformes, Phalacrocoracidae.
ACGAGGCAGGAGGAGUGAGUAGUUGUCAUCAGUGAAGUCAUAAUCUCAUCUCUCUCUGGUUUCAUACUCUGAGUGUCUCACAGAGAGGGAAGCCGCUCAACAGAACCUUCUUCCAAAGCAAGCCUAUUGAUGGCUUGCAUGAAAAAGGAAUGGUUGAAGAUGUUCAUUGUAGCCCUAUGAAGAGUAUGUGACCUCCUCACCCUGGAAUGGGCCCACCUCAGAGUCCAAUGGACCAGCAUAAUCAAGGCUAUAUGUCUCCACACCCAUCUCCACUGGGAGCACCAGAACACAUGCCCAGUCCAAUGUCUGGACAAGGUCCGAUUCCACCCCAGAUGACUCUAAGUCAGCCAGGACCCACGAUACCAGGAGACCCACAAGUUAUGAGUCAACCCAACAGAGGUCCUUCACCUUUCAGUCCUGUGCAGCUACAUCAGCUCCGAGCUCAGAUUCUAGCAUACAAAAUGUUAGCUAGAGGUCAGUCUUUACCAGAAAACCUCCAACUUGCUGUUCAAGGAAAGAGGACCCUGCCUGGCAUUCAGCAGCAACAGGUUCCUGCUGCCUAUAGCAGGCAAUCAAGUAUUGGGUCACAUGCAUUGAGUGGGCCUACAGCUGGCCCAGGACCAGCUCCAGGAGUACUUGGACAUAUAGCUGCCAUGACCCCUAAACCUUGGACAGAAGGCCAAGCCCCAGAUAUGAGUGUUCCCAAUACACCACAAAAGCUCUCUGUACCACCUCCUAGCAGGAGGCCUUCUCCUGCCCCCGUUGCUUCCCAGCCUUCUGCAGCCAUGCCUGGGCCCUCUGUACCACAGCCCACACCUGGACAGCCUUCACCUAUUGUGCAGCUGCAGCAAAAACAGAAUCGUAUCAGCCCUAUCCAGAAACCACAAGGAUUGGAUCCAAUUGAAAUACUCCAGGAACGUGAAUAUAGGCUUCAGGCUCGAAUUGCUCACAGAAUCCAAGAACUGGAGAACUUGCCUGGCUCUUUGCCUCCUGAUCUGCGAACCAAAGCUACAGUGGAGUUGAAGGCACUUAGGUUACUGAAUUUCCAGCGCCAGCUAAGACAAGAGGUAGUAGCCUGCAUGCGUCGUGACACAACGCUAGAGACAGCCCUAAACUCCAAAGCCUACAAGAGGAGCAAGCGCCAGACUCUGAGGGAGGCCCGUAUGACAGAAAAGCUUGAGAAACAGCAGAAGAUAGAACAAGAGAGGAAACGUAGACAGAAACACCAGGAAUAUCUGAACAGCAUAUUGCAGCAUGCUAAAGAUUUUAAAGAAUACCACCGGUCAGUGUCUGGGAAAAUACAGAAAAUUUCUAAAGCUGUGGCAACUUGGCAUGCCAACACUGAACGUGAGCAGAAAAAGGAAACUGAGAGAAUUGAGAAAGAAAGAAUGAGAAGACUAAUGGCUGAGGAUGAAGAAGGCUACCGUAAGUUGAUUGACCAAAAGAAAGAUAGACGCCUAGCCUACUUAUUGCAGCAGACAGACGAGUAUGUGGCUAAUCUGACCAAUCUGGUAUGGGAGCACAAACAGGCACAAGCAGCCAAAGAGAAGAAAAAGAAGAGGAGAAGAAAGAAGAAGGCAGAAGAAAAUGCAGAAGGAAUGGGAUCUGGUCUUGGUCCUGAUGGAGAGCCCAUAGAUGAGAGCAGUCAGAUGAGUGACCUUCCAGUCAAAGUGACUCACACUGAAACAGGCAAAGUUCUUCUUGGACCAGAAGCACCAAAAGCAAGUCAGCUCGAUGCUUGGUUGGAAAUGAACCCUGGCUAUGAAGUUGCUCCCAGGUCAGACAGUGAAGAUGAAAGUGGCUCUGAAUAUGAGGAGGAGGAUGAUGAAGAAGAAUCAAAUAGGUUAGAAGCAGAUGAGAAGAUACUUCUGGAUCCUAACAGUGAGGAAGUUUCUGAGAAAGAUGCUAAACAAAUCAUUGAGACAGCCAAACAAGAUGUGGAUGAUGAAUACAGUAUGCAAUAUAGUGCUAGAGGGUCUCAGUCAUACUACACUGUUGCUCAUGCAAUCAUAGAGAGGGUAGAGAAGCAGUCUUCUCUUCUUAUUAAUGGUACACUAAAACAUUAUCAGCUCCAGGGCCUGGAAUGGAUGGUUUCCCUCUAUAAUAACAAUUUGAAUGGAAUUUUAGCUGAUGAAAUGGGACUAGGAAAAACCAUACAGACUAUUGCACUCAUCACUUAUCUGAUGGAACACAAAAGACUCAAUGGCCCCUAUCUCAUCAUUGUUCCCCUUUCAACUUUAUCCAACUGGACAUAUGAGUUUGACAAAUGGGCUCCUUCUGUGGUGAAAAUAUCUUACAAGGGGACACCUGCCAUGCGUCGCUCACUUGUUCCUCAGCUUCGAAGUGGAAAAUUUAAUGUUCUUUUAACUACUUAUGAGUACAUAAUAAAGGACAAACAUAUUCUUGCUAAGAUUCGAUGGAAAUACAUGAUAGUAGAUGAAGGCCAUCGAAUGAAGAACCAUCACUGCAAGCUGACUCAGGUCUUAAACACUCAUUAUGUGGCCCCUAGGAGGAUACUGUUGACUGGGACUCCACUUCAGAACAAAUUGCCUGAACUCUGGGCUCUUCUCAACUUCCUCCUCCCUACCAUUUUCAAGAGCUGCAGCACCUUUGAACAGUGGUUCAAUGCUCCAUUUGCCAUGACUGGAGAAAGGGUGGACUUAAAUGAGGAAGAGACUAUCCUGAUCAUCCGUCGUCUCCACAAAGUGCUACGUCCGUUUUUGCUAAGGAGACUGAAAAAAGAGGUUGAGUCUCAACUACCAGAAAAGGUUGAAUAUGUAAUCAAAUGUGACAUGUCAGCUCUUCAGAAGAUCCUGUACUGCCACAUGCAAGCCAAGGGAAUCCUUCUCACAGAUGGUUCUGAGAAAGACAAGAAGGGAAAAGGUGGGGCAAAAACUCUUAUGAACACAAUCAUGCAAUUGAGAAAGAUAUGCAAUCACCCAUAUAUGUUUCAACAUAUUGAGGAAUCCUUCGCUGAACAUUUAGGCUACUCAAAUGGUGUCAUCAAUGGAGCUGAGCUUUAUCGGGCUUCGGGGAAGUUUGAACUACUUGAUCGUAUUUUACCUAAGUUGCAAGCCACUAACCAUCGUGUGCUUCUUUUCUGUCAAAUGACAUCACUCAUGACCAUUAUGGAGGACUAUUUUGCAUUUCGAAAUUUCCUUUACUUACGUCUUGACGGUACAACAAAAUCAGAGGAUCGAGCUGCCCUGCUGAAGAAGUUUAAUGAACCUGGCUCACAGUACUUCAUCUUCUUGCUGAGUACAAGGGCAGGAGGGCUGGGCUUGAACCUCCAGGCUGCUGACACUGUUAUAAUCUUUGAUAGUGAUUGGAAUCCUCACCAGGACUUGCAGGCUCAAGACCGAGCUCAUCGAAUUGGUCAGCAGAAUGAGGUUCGAGUCCUGCGACUGUGCACUGUGAACAGUGUGGAGGAGAAGAUACUCGCUGCUGCAAAGUAUAAACUGAAUGUAGAUCAAAAAGUUAUUCAGGCUGGAAUGUUUGAUCAGAAAUCUUCAAGCCAUGAGCGGAGGGCUUUUCUACAGGCUAUAUUAGAACAUGAGGAAGAAAAUGAGGAAGAAGAUGAAGUUCCUGAUGAUGAGACUCUCAAUCAGAUGAUUGCUCGGCGUGAAGAGGAGUUUGAUCUCUUUAUGCGCAUGGACAUGGAUCGUCGUAGGGAAGAUGCCAGAAACCCCAAGCGCAAGCCCCGCUUGAUGGAGGAGGAUGAAUUGCCAUCUUGGAUUAUUAAGGAUGAUGCUGAAGUUGAAAGGCUCACAUGUGAGGAGGAAGAAGAGAAAAUAUUUGGAAGAGGGUCCCGUCAGCGCAGGGAUGUUGACUAUAGUGAUGCUCUUACAGAGAAACAGUGGCUACGGGCAAUUGAAGACGGCAAUUUGGAAGAAAUGGAAGAGGAAAUACGGCUUAAAAAACGGAAGAGACGAAGAAAUUUGGAUAAGGAUUCUGGGAAAGAGGAUGGGGAGAAAGCAAAGAAAAGAAGAGGCAGACCUCCUGCAGAGAAGUUGUCACCCAACCCACCUAAACUGACAAAACAGAUGAAUGCCAUUAUCGAUACUGUGAUAAACUACAAAGACAGGUGAG